This is a messenger RNA of Closterium sp. NIES-67, 1781 nucleotides long. Lineage: Eukaryota; Viridiplantae; Streptophyta; Zygnematophyceae; Desmidiales; Closteriaceae. The record is from the annotation of a GenBank genome assembly.
ACGGUGGUUGCACAGCUCCCUACUUCCCCCGGUACGGCGUAUGGAGGUGGUUUGGACUUCGUAAGUACGAAGCCCAAACACCUAGUCCAACUCCCUUUUCUGCACCCCAGAUAAGACCUUCACUUCACAAUGGGUCGGCUGACAGGUGGCGGCCGAUAUGUGAAGGGGGUAACACUUGGGAAGGGAACGUUCGGCGUCGUCUUUAAAGCCUACGACACCCAUACGGGAAAGACGGUGGCUAUAAAGAAGAUUCACCUGGGUGACUCUAAGGAGGGCGUGAAUGUGACAGCGCUGAGGGAGAUCAAGCUGCUGCAGGAGCUGCACCACCCGCACAUCAUCGAGCUCAUCGAUAUCUACCCGCACAAGCGGAACCUCAACCUGGUUUUGGAAUUCAUGGAGACGGACUUAGAGAACAUUAUCAAGGAUCGGUCGCUGCACCUGUCCCCAGCGGACAUCAAGGCGUUCAUGAGGAUGACUCUGGAGGGGCUCGCCUACUGCCACGGCAAAUGGGUGCUGCACAGGGACAUGAAGCCGAAUAACCUCCUCAUCGGCCCGACAGGCGAGCUGAAGAUUGCUGACUUCGGCUUCGCGCGCCUCUUCGGCAGCCCUGACAGGAAGCUCACCCACCAGGUGUUCGCCCUCUGGUACCGCGCGCCAGAGCUGCUCUUUGGCAGCAAGGCGUACGGGUCGGGGGUGGACGUGUGGGGCGCUGGCUGCGUGUUUGCUGAGCUGCUGCUCAGACGACCUUUCCUGCAGGGAUCGAGUGACAUCGACCAAUUGAGUAAAAUCUUUGCUGCCCUGGGCACGCCUCACGAGGACCAAUGGCCGGACAUGACCUGCCUGCCCGACUACGUGCAUUUCAACUACUGCCCGGCGCCCCCCCUCAAGUCGCUCUUCCCCAUGGCGGGCGACGAUGCCCUGGACCUCCUUUCCCGCAUGCUCACGUUUGACCCCAACAAGAGGAUCACUGCGGCUCAGGCACUGCAACACCGCUACUUCCUCCUCGGCCCGCCCGCCACCAAGCCCAAGGACCUGCCUCGCCCUCCACCCAAACCGUCUGGAAGCGACUUCCCUCCCGGCUCCAUCCCUGUGGGGCUGGCUCCUGUGGGGCCGGAUGCAGCAGAUGCUGCUGCUGAUGCUGCUGCUGCUGUUGGUGAUGAUGUGAGACGAGAGGGGAUGACAGGUGGGGCAGGAGCGGGGGCAGCAGCAGCAGCAGAUGCUAAUACAGGGAGUCGGCGACUUCCCCCUUCAGUAGAGUCACCCCACUAUCCCCGCAACCUGUCUCCAGCCACAAAGGCAGUCCGCAUAUCCCUUAACCCAGGGAUAGAAGAGAACGAGGGUGGUGAGGAUAGGGAGAAGGCUGGAGGAGAGCUUAUAGGGAGUGGGAGGGAUGGGAGAGGAGCGGUGGAGGGGAGUGGGGCGGAAGGGGAGACACCGAGUGAGGUUACCAUGGUUACAGCGGUUACUGGGGGAGGGGAUGGAGCCCCGAUGUCGGUCGAUACGGCUAUGUUUCCUCCGCGGUCGGCUUUGCCGCCCAGACCGAAGAUGAAUAGAGACGACCGGCUCUCCCUGCGCAAGCGUAAACUUGAUGAAGAAUUUGACACCGCAUAGAAACUUGAGAUUUGCCUUGAAUAUUUUUGCAUUUUUGCCUACGAAUGUCUUUGUUCUUCAUGCAAAAGGAGAAAAGGUAGAUAUGUCAAAAUAAAGUUCUAUAUUUCUGCUUGGGGGUAAAAAGGUUGAAUUCCAGAAUUUCAUGGACUUUUUCCUUAACCUUAGGUACA